UUCACACAUACUCUCUCAUUCACUGUACAGUACUCCUGCAAGGAUGGCAGACAGUUUCUCUCUCUUGGAAGAGGAUCUGUCGUGUCCAGUGUGCUGGGAGAUCUUCAUGGAGCCGGUGAUCCUCUCCUGCAACCACAGCCUCUGCAGGGCCUGUUUGGAGGAGAGCUGGAGUAAAGGAGGGACGCAGGACUGCCCAGUCUGCAGAAGGAGGUCGGCCAGAGACCAGCCACCUCCCAACCUAGCCCUGAGGCAUGCCUGUGAGACGCUACUAAGAGAGAGGGAGCCCAAAGACACUCUUGGGCCCGCAAAGGAGCCAACCGAGGAGCCAACCGAGGAGCCGACAGAGGAGUCUGCAAAGAAUGCUACAGAGGGGAUGGUAGAGGAGGCUACAGGCAGGCUCUCACAGAGUGAAAACACCAGCCACAGUGGUCCACAGGGUGUAUGUAGCUUACACUCGCAGAAACUCCAGCUCUUCUGCUUAGAGGAUGAGUGUCUGGUGUGUGUGGAGUGUGUGUUGGAGCAUGCAGACCACAGCUUCUGCUCUGUGGGGAAGGCAGCAGGUCAGAGGAGGGAGGGACUCAGACCCCAACUGGAGGCCCUGCAGGAGAAAAUGGCUGCCUUUAGCAAAGCUGAGCUCACCUGUGACAAAAUGGCUGCUCACAUCAGGGUGCAGACCCAGAGAGCAGAAAGGCAGAUAAAGGAGGAGUUUGAGAAGCUACACUGCUUCCUGAGGGAUGAGGAGGUGGAGAGACUAGCUGAGCUGAAGGAGGAAGAGGAGGAGAAGAACAAAAGGAUGAAGGAGCGAGUGGACGAGAUAAGUGAGAUUAUGUCAUCUCUGUCAGACACAAUUAGGGCUGUGGAGGAGAAACUGGCAGUGGAUGAUGAUGUGUCGUUCCUGCAGAGCUACAAAAUGACAAUGGAGAGAACGCAGAGUGUGCCUGAGGACCCAGAGUUGGGCUCAAGAGCACUGAUCAACUUGGCCAAACACCUGGGCAACCUCAGUUUCCAGGUCUGGGAGAAGAUGCAGAAGGCAGUGAAAUACACACCUGUGGUUCUAGACCCAAACACUGCACAUCCCGAUCUCUAUCUAUCUGAAGAUCUGACGAGCCUAAGACGUGAAGAUAAACUACAGUCUCUCCCAGACAACCCAGAGAGGUUUGAUAUAUAUUGUGACAUCUUGGGUUCAGAGGGGUUCACUUCAGGGACACACUUCUGGGAUGUGGAAGUCGGAGAAAGUGAUGACUGGAUGGUAGGAGUGGCCAGCGAGUCUGUUAGUAGGAAACCGGAGAUAGAUAAAGAAGGUGGAGUAUGGGCUGUUGGGGCAUGUAAUGGUGAACCUUAUAACAUGAAGAAAAAGACACAGAGGAUUAGAGUUUCCUGGGACAAAUGGGAGGUGUCCUUCUUUGGUCUUAGUCCAUAUAGUCACAAACUCAAAACUAUUCAGCACAAAUGUACAGAGAGAAUGUAUCCACACUUUUAUUUGCACAACGGUCAAACACUGCAGAUCCUUCCAGGGAAAGUCUCUCUGAAGGUGGAGAACCAUACUGUAUGAACACUUGAAUGUAAGAGUUUCCCCAUUCAACUUGUUUCUCCUCAGCAGUGUACAAAGUAACACUCAUCAAUAUGACUUUGGUUGCUUUUGAGAUGGAGAAUAUAAUUGCAUUGUCAUUUAAAACUAUGUUGCAGUGUUUUGAAAGCUUUGAAUGUAUGUGUUUAUGCAUAUCACUAACCUUUCAAUGUAAAAAGAAAGAUUGAAAAAAUACAUAUAAAUUGAUUUAUUUUUUCUUCAAUA
Molecule: messenger RNA, 1792 nt
Organism: Salvelinus sp. IW2-2015
Lineage: Eukaryota; Metazoa; Chordata; Actinopteri; Salmoniformes; Salmonidae
Product: zinc-binding protein A33-like
Exons: 1
Coding region: 44-1552 (502 amino acids)
Biological process (GO): protein ubiquitination
Cellular component (GO): cytoplasm
Molecular function (GO): protein binding; ubiquitin protein ligase activity; zinc ion binding
Source: RefSeq, a predicted model, not a curated record